Messenger RNA from Adineta ricciae, 2061 nucleotides. The record is from the annotation of a GenBank genome assembly. Lineage: Eukaryota; Metazoa; Rotifera; Eurotatoria; Adinetida; Adinetidae.
AUGGAAUUAUCGAUUUCUUACAUGUCACUAGCUGAUUUACGAGUCAAAGAGAUUCAUUACAAUCAAAAAAAUCUACUAAAGGUUGCUGAUCAAAGCUAUGAGAAUGGCAAGCACGAUAUUCAAGGCAUCGUUUAUGAUAACGUGAUUAUUGGUGGUGGACCCGGUGGUUUGAAUCUGGCAAUGGAAUUCACAGUCCGAGGUAUUCCGUAUAUUCUGUUGGAGCGGUCGUCUAGUUUUAGUGGCCAAUUUCGCUACUUUCCAAGAUGUAGAGAGCUUAUCUCGUUGAAUAAGAAGCAUUUACCGGCCAAGUCACCAUGGUCGUAUGCACGACGUUAUGAUUGGCACACGCUUAGCACUAUUACUGAAGAGGACUCGAAGAAAGAUCCAAAACUGUUAUUCACCAAUUGGAGCGAUAGUUUGUUUCCAGAAGCCGAACGCUUUGCAGAUUAUUUAGACUACGUGGGUAAUCAUCCUAAUUGGGGUAUUACCAAGCAUACGCACUUCAAGUGUGAGGUAACGUCAGUAACAAGAAAUAAUUUAAACCAGUUUGAAAUCAAAACUGCAUUAAAUGAAACCUUUGUGGCGAAGCGUCUGUAUAUGGCAACAGGCGCAACUCGUCCUGUUGUGCCUAAUAUUCGUGGAAUUUUAGAGCAUGGAAUUUUUUAUCGCGAUUUUGAUCCCGCUGAUAUUGAACGAUAUCGCAACAAGCGCGUCGUUAUCCUUGGAGGUGGUAACUCAGCGUUUGAAGUUGCAAAUUCAUUGAAAGCCAUCGCGGGUGACACCGUAAUUUUGAUUCGUAGUACUUUGAAGUUUGCGCGUCAGACACAUAAUGUGCAUGAUGUUCGUACACAAGCAUCUGUUAGUUACGAUCUGGCCCAGUUGAAGUCACUCACAGCUAUUUCUGCAGAGCGCGUGACGGAAAUUAAGCGCCACGAAGAUGGUCGUCUUAUUCUAAAAACGUCUACACCAGAUCCACACUGGGAAACACCGAUGUGGCGACACCGUGAUUUGAUGACUGAUUAUGUUAUCGUCUGCUGCGGUUUCAACUACUUCGUGCCAGAAGUUUUUAACACUGAGCACGUGCGACCAGAGAUAGACGAAACCGGCAAAUUUUGCAAAUUGACAUCCAGCUGGGAGAGCGUGAAUGUUCCAAACUUGUAUUUUGUUGGUGGAUCCAUGCGUGUCAAUGAUCGAGACGCAGCAUCAGGCUUUGUUCACGGUUUUCGGUACAACAUUCAGGCGCUUGCAUCAAUAGUUGCAGAACGUUACCACAAACAACCAUUGGCUCCUUUAUUUCAAUGCGUAUUAGAUCCAAAGAACGACGGCACCUUCGAGCCACUAUCACAGUUUAUUGUGCAAACAGUCAGCUUGACAGCGCCAUUGUUUGAAUUGUUCAAUUACGGAUGUUGUACCGUUACAAUUAAAACUAUGCAUCAAUCAGACAUAACCAGUACACCUACUUACAUGGCUGAAGUAUGGGAAGUGUUUCCGCAAGAUUACGCACGACAGCGGUGGGCUGAUAAUAACACAUGGGUGGGUCGCGUGGAAGUUUAUUUGAAAUAUGGCUUCAAUGUGUACGGUGAUGAUAUUCCAACACACCAUUUCACCCAUCCUGCUGACAAUUUUCACACUGAGAAGAGUGCCUAUAUCCAUCCUGUCUUAUAUUCUUUCCAGCACAAUAAGAAAAGCGUGGGUAAAUGUUCCGACUAUUCGCCUCAUAUCGAAGAAUGGCAUAUGCAAGAGAGUCUUUUCGCACGAUGGGAUGUGGAUGACUACGAUGACGAAGGCACGAAUAUUCACCAGUUCACUAAUACCGUUUAUAAUGCCAUAGCGGCAGUACUAGACAUGCCGAAUCGCAAAAGCACUCUUCCAAUGUACGAUGAUUUUAUUAAUCGUGGAUACACAAGAAUGACAGCCGAUGAAGUGGAACAAGCAUUGCAGCAAGAACCUGGUCUACGUAUGCUUUUACCGAAUAAAACUAAUGCAUCGGCAUCGGUGCCGGCAGCUACAAAGACGACUGAUCACCGAUCAUGUGUGGAAAAUGCGAUAGCCAAUGGUUGA